Vicia villosa (hairy vetch) is the source of this 546-nucleotide messenger RNA. RefSeq lists its product as uncharacterized. The transcript has 2 exons. The record is from RefSeq and is a predicted model, not a curated record. Gene Ontology annotation, molecular function: nucleic acid binding; RNA-DNA hybrid ribonuclease activity. Bases 1 to 546 code for a protein of 181 amino acids. NCBI's taxonomy places the organism in Eukaryota, Viridiplantae, Streptophyta, Magnoliopsida, Fabales, Fabaceae.
AUGGUAAAAGACGUCAAAUUAGAAGAAAGCACAGCACUGUUAGAGACUGUAUCUCUAAAGGAGCUGAAUAAAGCCCGGUUUGAAGACAAGAUUUGGAGCUGGAAAACCUGUACCUCUGCUGUCUCUGCCCAUGCUAAGUUAGUUGGAAACAACUCCAAAAAGGCUUCCAAUUCUGACAUAAACAAUUUCAACUUCCUGAAAAAGUUUGACAUCAAUUUGAAUCCUAGAAGGCAGUUAGCUACUUUGGAAAUAUAUUGGUCCCCUCCUCUUGAUGGGUGGAUCAAAUGCAACACCGAUGGUGUUGCUAUUGGCAACCCGAGUGUAGAUGCGUAUGGUGGCAUCUUCCGGAACCAUUUGGCGGAGCAUGUCUUGAGUUUUUGUGAUUUUGUUGGCAUUGAGUCUUCUAAGAAUGCUGAGUUUUUGGGUGCAUUAAAAGCCAUUGAGUUAGCUAAGCAACAUAAUUUCUCGAAAUUAUGGAUAGAAACCGAUUGUACCUUUGUUGUUAACGCUUUUAAGAAUCAUGACUUGGUGCCUUGGAAAUUCUGA